Molecule: messenger RNA, 4212 nt
Organism: Austrofundulus limnaeus
Lineage: Eukaryota; Metazoa; Chordata; Actinopteri; Cyprinodontiformes; Rivulidae
Product: rho GTPase-activating protein 12
Exons: 18
Coding region: 466-3000 (844 amino acids)
Biological process (GO): regulation of GTPase activity; signal transduction
Cellular component (GO): cytoplasm
Molecular function (GO): protein binding
Source: RefSeq, a predicted model, not a curated record
UGAGCUUAAAAAUCACAGUCGGGUAGACAACAACACUCGUUGUGUUGUGAUAGAUGCGAAAAGUUUAUUAUGUUUACUACUACACAUUUCCGUUCUCAAAUGACCGUGAAGUAAAUCUUUUGCUUCUUAAAUAAAACUAUUCAGGGUGACACAUCGUUCUAGUAGACGAUCUUCGGUUGAAGUGGUUGAAGUUGUCUGGGCAAGGCGAGACAGUUCACGGCAAGGAUAACAGUUGAGGAAGGACAGGAGCGACCGGACCGCCGAUGUUUGACAAACUUCACAGGUAGAUAACUCAUUUGACAGGUCGGCAGGAAAGUUUACAGGAAUAUAARUUCGCACAGGGGUCCCGGAUUCCUCCUUCUGUCCAAGGAAAAGACGAGAAGACGCGUUCAGUUGUGCCACUGAGCCAUGGUAACAACCGUUCCCCUGUUGUGCUGAGCCGCCUUGUGGACAGUCAGAGGCAUCAUGGCAGACUUGCCUAUUGCCCCCGGCGAGAUCUACAUCGAGGUGGAGUACGACUAUGAGUACAAGUCCAAGGACCGUGUCAUUACCAUCCGGGAGGGGGAAUGCUACAUGCUGGUCAAAAAAACCAACGAGGACUGGUGGCAGGUGAGGAAGGACGACGUAACUAAACCUUUUUAUGUACCUGCUCAAUAUGUCAGAGAGGUCCGCAAAGCCCUCAUGCCACCCCCCAAACCACGUGGUGUUAAAAAACCAGCUGGUGUGGAGCUGGGACCUGCCGAGAACCUCAACAGACACAAAUCCAAAUCCCGGCGUUCUCCUUCUGCACAAACUGCCCCAUUAGGCAACUUCAGCCCUCCGACUGGCCGCCAGAACAAUAACAAUYGCUCCCCCGGCAUCCCUACCGAAAGUGACCGGGCCCUGCCUGGAAUCCUCGUCCAGGAAAGCGGCCCCCAGGCUUCCCAUAAAGAGGGGUCCGGCACGCUGCCCCGAAGUCGAGCCCGCUCACCUGAGAUGGUGAGGUGUCCUCUGGACGUGGACAGCACCCAGCUCUGCGACUCAGCGGGGGAAGAGAGGCGCACCAACGAGUCCGAGUCUGGAGACGAACUGAGCAGCUCCUCCACUGAACUUCUCCAGAUAGAACUGGGCCACGGCCACUCUGGAUCCUCGGUGUACCCCAACUUCCAGGACCUGAAGAUCUCCCAGACGCACCCGCCCCCCCAGCCGUCUGACUCUCCCUUACACGUGAGCGGCGACUGGGAGACCUACAAGGACCACGGCGGCAGGYACUACUACUGCAACCGCGCCACGCAGGAGAGGACCUGGAAGCCGCCCCGCAUCAAAGACGCCAGAGAAAACCGGCACAGCACGGGGGAAAGCUCCGAGACCACUCCCCUCUCGCUUUCGCCGUCUUUCCUUCCCUUCCUGUCGCUCUCCAACGGUCGACUCCAGCCUCUGUCUUCAGAGGACGCCUGCUUCAGUACCUACUCUGACCAAUCAGCCGGUCACUAUGGGUCCACGCUGCGUGGCUGGUCGGAGGAGAUGGACGAGUACGGCCACACGCUGUACAUCAGUGACUAUACUAACGAGAAGUGGUUAAGACAUGUUGACGACCAGGGAAGACCUUAUUACUACAGUGCUGACGGCUCCAGGUCAGAAUGGGAGCUGCCCAAGUAUAAACUCUCCCCACCUCAGCUGCCUGGAGACGGGCAGAAGUGUCGCAGUCUGGACAGGAAGAACGUGGAGCCCAUCGUUUUGACCAAGUGGAGAUACAGCACCUUCGUCCAGGAGCCGAGCGAAAAGGAAGCUACUCAGGCCCCAAAGUCCCCCUCUGCUGACUCUGACUCCUGCUCUUCGUCUCCCAAGCACCCUGCCUCUCCAUCUGAAAAGUGCGGCAUCCUAAAUGUGACUAAAAUCACUGAGCAUGGCAAGAAAGUUCGGAAGAACUGGACUUCCUCGUGGACCGUCCUCCAAGGCUCAUUGCUGCUGUUUGCCAAAGGACAAGGAGGUGGGACCAGCUGGUUUGGAGGAGGUCAGUCCAAACCGGAGUUCACCGUGGAUCUGAAGGGAGGAUCAGUGGAACACGCCUCCAAAGACAAGUCCAGCAAGAAGAACGUUCUGGAGCUGAAGACUCAGCAGGGCACAGAGCUGCUCAUCCAGUCCGAUAACGACGCCACGGUCAGCGACUGGUUCAGAGCGCUGCAGGACGCCAUCGGCACGCACGCCACAGAUUCUGACGACAGCAACGGGGAGGACAAAUCCGACUCACCUGAUCCGGAGAAACACGACAAGGACAAAGACGACAAAGCCAUCAAGAAAUCUAAAUCCAUGAAGUCGGCCGCCAGCGUGGACGUGUCGGACAACAAGAAGACCAAAAAGAAGCUGAAGCACUUCCUGACCCGCCGCCCAACGCUGCAGGCUGUCAAAGACAAGGGCUACAUCAAAGAUCAGGUGUUUGGCUCCAGUCUUUCCAGUUUGUGUCAGCAGGAGAACACCACGGUGCCGAUCUUUGUGAAGAUGUGUAUCGACUACGUGGAGAGCAGCGGUCUGAGCGUCGACGGGUUGUACAGAGUGAGCGGAAACUUGGCCAUCAUACAAAAACUACGAUUCGCUGUGAACCACGAUGAGAAGGUGAACCUGGCAGACGCCAAGUGGGAGGACAUCCACGUGACCACUGGAGCUUUAAAGAUGUUCUUCAGAGAGCUGCCGGAGCCGCUCUUCACCUACGCCAUGUUCAACGACUUCGUCAGCGCCAUCAAGACUCCGGACUACAGGCAGCGAGUGUUUUCGGUCAAAGAACUGGUCAAACAGCUGCCCAAACCCAACCACGACACCAUGCAGGCUCUCUUCAAACACCUCAGGAAAGUCAUCGAGCACGGCGAGGAGAACCGGAUGACCACUCAGAGCGUGGCCAUCGUGUUCGGCCCCACGCUGCUGCGGCCCGAGCAGGAGACCUUCAACAUGGCGUUCAACAUGGUCUACCAGAACCAGAUAGUGGAGCUGAUACUGCUGGAGUACGAGAACAUUUUCAGCAGGUAGACGGGAAGGAUGAGCAGCUUUUUUUUUUUUUGUUCCAUUUUCCAAACGCAGAGCUCUUCCUGAUCUAACGCCGCCUGCUUAAAAGAAAACCCCGCCCGGCUCGGCUUCUCUUCAUCCUAACUGGACUUUACCGACCGGGACUUUGACUGUUUGCACUUUUAAGCGUCAUGUUUGCUCCUGUUUGUGCCACUUUACUGCAAAGUUUCUUCCUGUCCUGACACUGGAUUCUUCUGAACACGAGGACCAAUCAGCUGCUGCACAGAGACCGGCCUGGGCUGCCUGUGUUCCAGCCGAGGCGUCAGUAUUGGAGAUUUAUGAUGCUGAUCUGGACGACAUGUCACCGUGUAUCUUUAUAGAAUCAAACCUGGGAGAAAAAAAUCAAACCGUUAUCCUCGGACUAAAUUAAAGAUGAGCUAAAGCUAGAACAAGGCGGACGAUGUUUUUUGUCUCUUUUUUUACUGUUUUAUUUUACAUGUUUCUGUCUGUAUUUUUGUUUCUGAGAAACAAGUGGGAGGUUCUCUGAACACACGACAGCCCCGUCGCCUCUCUGUAUUACUUCACCUUCUCAGUUUGACUCRGAGAACAAAUCGUCGGGCAGCGUUUGACGUGGCAAACUUCACGAUUCUGAAAGAUUGUGGCGAGCAGGCGUUGAAACGUGUGCAGUGUUUGUGUGCGUGUGAGCAGGAGGGUGAAUGGACGUACCGACAAAAUGUUGUACAAAUAGUAAAUAYAAGUUUGUAUGCCUUGAGUGUUCAAAAUGGGACACGAGGGAGAGACGUCACUAUUUUUGUGAUUAUUGUUUAAGCAGCAGAUGUGAGGAAUAAAAUUGUGAAGUGGGGGGAUGUGGAGGUUUACAUGUGAGUCAGGCGCUGCUGGCUUUAUCAAACUGGAAUAAAUACCUCUAAUAAGAGAAUUACAAAUUGUUUUAUUUAUGCUUCAUCGUACAUUUUACGYACAUUUGCCUCAGGAAACCCAAAACUCUCUGGCCUGGGAACGCCUUGGGAUCCACCUGGAAGAGCUGCAGCGAGGUCUGGAUGACCUGAUUACAGAUCAGCUGUAGAAGAUGAAAUGUUUUUGUGUCGCGUGCAAGAAAUUAAAAAAAUAUUCUUCAGUKACAGUUUUGAUUUCUUGAACAGUCCCAGGUGUUUACCAUUUUAUCAUCUAAUAAAAACUUGUCCUCUUGUCUUCUGAAUUAAAGCAGGUUGGUCUUUU